Molecule: messenger RNA, 2118 nt
Organism: Fusarium falciforme
Lineage: Eukaryota; Fungi; Ascomycota; Sordariomycetes; Hypocreales; Nectriaceae
Product: NADPH--cytochrome P450 reductase
Exons: 3
Coding region: 1-2118 (705 amino acids)
Cellular component (GO): cytosol
Molecular function (GO): flavin adenine dinucleotide binding; NADPH-hemoprotein reductase activity; FMN binding
Source: RefSeq, a predicted model, not a curated record
AUGGAUUUCCAGACCCUUAACCACACUCUGCAAGAGUCGGUCAGUUCGAUACGCCUGAUUUACAACACGGCUCUCCUCGAACCUCUUUCCACCAUUGUUUCUUUCCUCAUUCUCAUCAGCACUGCGAGCUACCUUACAGGAUGGAAGCCCUGGGCUCGGAGCAACAAACACGACGCCGACAUACUGCUUACAGUCGAUGAAGAAAACGCAAGAGAUAUCAUCACCACAAUGGAGAAGACAGGCAAGAACUGCGUCGUCUUCUAUGGGUCGCAGUCCGGCAACGCUGAAGACUACGCCACUCGACUGGCCCAGGAAGGGAAGAGCUGCUACGGAUUGGAGACGAUGGUUGCCGAUCUUGAGGACUAUGACUACGACAACCUGGACAUGUUCCCUCGGGACAGCGUGGCCAUCUUUGUCCUUGCAACGUACGGGGAGGGCGAGCCCACGGACAACGCCGUCGACUUCUACAGAUGUAUCACCGACGCUACCUUCUCCGACGAUCGAAGCCCACCGCUGGGUAACCUCAGGUACAUCAUAUUUGGCCUGGGAAACAGCACGUACGAGCACUAUAAUUUGAUGGGAAGAAACGUCAACAAGAUGCUCGAGAGUCUGGGGGCUCAGAGAAUCGGCCAAGCCGGAGAGGGCGAUGACGGCUCAGGAACCCUGGAGGAUGCCUUUCUCACAUGGAAGGACGGUAUGUGGACUGCGCUUGCCAACCACAUGGGCUUGCAUCAGAGGAAAGCGGUCUACGAGCCCGUCUUUAAGAUUGCCAAAGAGCCUGGGUUAGCCACUGCCUCCCCUGAAGUCUACACGGGCGAGCCCAACGACAUGCAUCUCAAGGGAGUCAUCAAAGGCCCUUUCAACGCCCAGAACCCAUACAUCGCGCCCGUUACAAAGUCCAUGGAGCUCCUCUCCGGCACCAAUCGGAACUGUCUACACCUAGAAAUUGACAUUAGGGGAUCCGGCCUCGCAUAUCAAACCGGUGAUCAUAUCGCCGUCUGGCCGAUGAACGCGACUCACGAAGUUGACGAGUUCCUACACGUCGUCGGCCUAGAGGAGCAGAACGACGCCGUUAUUCGCAUUGAACCAAUCGACUCAACGACCAAAGUCCCUUUCCCCACGCCUAUCACCUUCGACGCCAUCGUCCGCUAUCGGCUGGAGAUUUGUGCGCCGGUGUCUCGCCAGUUCCUUAGCAGGCUAGUUACUUUUGCCCCAAACAAAGCAGCAGAGACAGAGAUAUCCAAGCUCGCCCAAGACAAGGCCUACUUCCAUGAAAAAGUCGGCAAGAUGCAAUACAAUCUAUCCAGAAUGCUCAACAUCGCCAGCGGUGGUGAGAAGUGGACUAAGAUCCCAUUCUCACUAUUGAUCGAGGGCCUCCCGAAACUCCAGCCUCGCUACUACUCCAUCUCCUCAUCUUCUCUAGUGCAGCCAGACACCAUUUCAAUUACGGCAGUUGUGGAGAACCAGGUCAUCCCUGGCCGAGCAGAUCCCUUCAAAGGGGUCGCAACCAACUACCUCCUCGCACUAAAACACCAUCAGGAUGGGGACGCGAAGGCCGGUUCGCUAUACGAGCUAAUGGGUCCAAAGAGAAGAUACGGCGGCGUGUGCUUGCCAAUUCAUGUUCGCUCAUCUAACUUCAGGUUACCUUGCGAUCCCUCAAAGCCAGUCAUCUUGAUUGGCCCAGGCACCGGCAUCGCUCCCAUGCGUGCAUUCAUCCAUGAGCGUGCACGGUUGGCAGCCCUGGGUCAACCGGUCGGGCGCACGCUUCUCUUCUUUGGGUGUAGGCGCCGGAGUGAGGACUACCUGUACGAAUCGGAGUGGGAGGACCUCAAGAAAAUACCGAAAUUCGACUUUGAGGUUGCGACGGCAUUCUCUCGAGAAGGGCCCACCAAGGUGUAUGUUCAGCAUCGACUGAAGGAGCGGGCUUCCGAGGUCAACAGGCUCCUGGAGGAGGACGCAAGCGUCUACGUUUGUGGCGAUGCCGCAAACAUGGCCAUUGCGGUGAAAGAAGUCCUGGUCCAGGUCGUCUCUGGGCAGCGACAAGUCCCCAAGGCCACAGCCGAGAACAUCCUGAAAGCUAUGAAGGCCUCUAGAAGAUAUCAGGAAGAUGUAUGGUAA